Molecule: messenger RNA, 3942 nt
Organism: Jatropha curcas
Lineage: Eukaryota; Viridiplantae; Streptophyta; Magnoliopsida; Malpighiales; Euphorbiaceae
Product: putative LRR receptor-like serine/threonine-protein kinase At2g16250
Biological process (GO): protein phosphorylation
Molecular function (GO): protein binding; protein kinase activity; ATP binding
Source: RefSeq, a predicted model, not a curated record
UAUGACUUUAUUAUAAUUUCUUUUAGGAAAAAAAUUUUUUAAUUGUAUGUAGCAAUUCAAUUCAUCACAAUAUUCAUUAAAAAAAAAAAAUUUCAAUGAAAAAAAAAGAAUAUAAUCCAUUUAAAUUUAAAAGGUAAGCUUUAUAGUUUCUAUGGAGGAUCAAAGCUAGCCUUUCUCUAUCACCGCACUGAAGUUGAGUUCUUCGUCAACCAGCCAUAACAUAAUGCUUAUACUGUGCCGGUGUAGUCAGCCACAAAAACCAACUCCAUAAAAGAGAGAAAAAAGAAAAGAAAAGGCAAACAGGUUCAUUAAAAGCUAUCCGGUGACUGUGAAAGCGACAGAGUAUUAGUAGCAGAGACCCGGCGGUUGGGGCAUUUCCUCUUUUCUCUGCCAUUAAUAUCUGCUGCCUCGUUCUUCUUUAAAGCCCGUGCCAUUUUUUGCAAAGAGUUUCUGAUAAGUCUGGUUUUAAUAUUAUCGCAAAAUCAGGAAAUUGGAAUCAGAGAUUUUAUUUAAAUAUAUCUCAAGUUUAAAAUAAACAAAGAUAGAGUAUGUACAGUUGUUCGUGGUGAUUAUUAUCUAUCAUUAUUAUUGUUAUUAUUCUUCUUCUUGGUUAGUUCUAGUUCUGGUCUGGGUUAAACAGAAAACACCAGUAGCAAUAAUAACAUAGAAAACCGAAUCGAAGCUCGUCAUUGGAGAGAAGUAGUGGACUAGUCAACAUCAAUACCAGCGCUAGUAGUUUCAGCAAGAAAAAGAAGCGGAGGAAGGGCCACGAUAAACAUCAUCUCCACAUUAUUACAAUACCUUAAGCAAUGGCAGAAGCUGGAACAGUCCUGUUUCAUGUAGCUCUAGUUUUGUUGUUGAUUCACAAUUCGCUGGCCCAGCAAAGCUUAUUGAACUCCGGCACCGAACGGUUAGCAUUGCUCGAUCUCCGGUCAACUUUAGGGCUCAGAAGUACAGACUGGCCUAUAAAAUCCGACCCGUGUAACACUUGGACUGGAGUUCAUUGCAACAACGGGCGGGUCGCAGGAAUCAAUAUAUCGGGGUUUAAACGGACCCGGAUUGGGCGUUCAAAUCCCAGGUUCAGCGUUGAAUCUCUUGUUAAUUUGACGUUUCUGGAGUCUUUUAAUGCUUCUGGGUUUUCACUUCCCGGUUCUAUACCAUCUUGGUUCGGUUACCAGCUUGGUUCACUGCAAGUGUUUGAUCUCCGGUCUAGUUCAGUGACCGGUCCCAUUCCAAAUUCUCUCGGUAAUUUAACUACACUUGUUGCUUUAUAUCUAUCUAAUAAUCGCCUUGCUGGUAGUAUACCCUCUGAAUUGGGGCGGUUAAAGCAAUUAUCAGUCCUUGACCUUUCGAGGAAUUCCCUUACUGGGCCAAUACCCUCUACUUUCAGAUUGCUUCGCAACCUCUCAAGGCUUGACCUUUCUUCCAAUUACUUAUCUGGGUCGAUUCCACCUGGUUUGGGUGACAUUUCUACACUGCAAUCUUUGAACUUCUUUGAUAAUAAUCUUGCUUCGUCAAUUCCUGUUGAACUGGGUAACCUUUCUCAAUUGGUUGAGCUUAACCUUACCAAAAACUCACUUUCUGGGUCAUUGCCUGUGGAGUUAUCUAGGUUGAGAAAUUUGCGAAGGAUGGAAAUUGGGGAUAAUGAACUAGAGGGUGCAUUUCCAGAUGGUUUAUUUUCUAUUCUUGACAAAUUGCAAGUUGUGGUGUUGAGUGGUAACAAAUUUGAUGGUGCUCUUCCUAGUGCAUUUUUGUCACGGCCAAACUUGCAGGUUCUUGAUGUUUCUCAUAACAACUUAACGGGUGUUCUGUCAAUUUUUAGUUCAAAUGGUAAUUACAGUGGUGUCUUCUUCAAUCUUUCAAAGAAUCUGUUUUAUGGAACUUUGCCUUCUACAUUUGCGAAUUUUAGUAUGGUUGAUCUGUCUGGUAAUUACAUCCAAGGAAAGGUUCCCGAUGGUAGUCAAAGCAAUAUCAUUCUUGACAGGAACUGCCUGCAGUCUGUGUCAAACCAGAAGAGUUUGCAUGAUUGUAAAAUAUUUUAUGCUGAGAGGGGCUUAAGUUAUGACAAAUUUUCAUUCACAGAAUCACCAUUGCCUGAACCUGAACCUGAACCUGCACAUGUUCGAAAGAGGAGAAGAAAACAAUGGCUAUAUAUUUUGGCUGGAUUGGUUGGUGGAAUCGGCUUCAUUGUGAUUUUGGUACUGGUGAUGGUAGUUGUCCUGGGGAAGUGUAACAGAACUAUUGCAAAUCAAAGGGGGAGUGCAAAUGUGGGGCCUGUUCCAGAAGGAGAUAGCCCAUCACUUCCUAAGGACCCUACUGUUAUAUCAGGCCUGAGAGAUUCAUUUACCUACGAGCAAUUGCUUUGUUCAACUGGUGGAUUUAGUGAAGCAAAUCUCAUCAAGCAUGGUCACUCAGGAGAUCUAUUCCAGGGUUUCCAGGAUGGAGGAAGCCCCAUAGUUGUAAAAAAGGUCAAUUUGCAUUCUUUGAAAAAAGAAUCGUGUAUGAUGGAAUUAGAAUUAUUCAGCAAGUAUUCACAUAUAAGAUUGGUUCCGUUUUUGGGGCAUUGUUCAGAGAAUGCCAACGAGAAACUUCUGGUCUAUAAAUAUAUGCCAAGUGCAGACUUGGCUAGUUCCUUGCAUAGGAUAAGCGAUUUUGAGGAAGUCAAUUCCCUAGAUUGGAUUACAAGAUUAAAAAUUGCUAUAGGAGCUGCUGAAGGCCUUUCAUAUCUACAUCAUGAGUGUAACCCUCCCCUUGUUCAUAGAGACAUUCAAGCAAGUAGUAUCCUUCUUGAUGAUAAGUUUGAGGUGCGACUUGGAAGCCUGAGUGAAGUCUGCAUCCAGGAAGGGGAUUCACACCACAGCGUCCUCACAAGGUUCUUGCGGAAACCACAAUCCUCUGAACCAGGCCCUUCUGGUUCAUCGUCAGUGUCUUGUGCUCACGAUGUGUACUGUUUUGGAAAGGUCUUACUUGAGCUCGUAACAGGAAAGCUAGGCAUUAGUAAAUCGGAUGAUGCCACUACAAGGGAGUGGUUGGAACACACACUAGCAUACAUCUCUGUGUAUGAUAAAGACCUGGUAACGAAUAUUGUUGACCCAUCUCUGAUCAUAGACGAAGAUUUAUUAGAAGAGGUCUGGGCCAUGGCCAUUGUGGCAAGAUCAUGCCUUAAUCCCAAGCCUUCAAAACGUCCGCCAAUGAAAUAUAUACUCAAGGCAUUGGAAAACCCCUUGAAAGUUGUGAGAGAAGAGAGUUAUAGUUCAGGGCGGCUGAGAACAACUUCAUCUAGGAGAUCUUGGAAUGCUGCCUUUUUUGGUAGUUGGCGACACAGUUCAUCAGAAAAUGCUGCUGUUCCAGGCCACACUAACCGAGAAGGUGUUAGUGGCUCAAAGCAGCCUGGAAGAGUAGGGUCAUAUGGCAGCAGUGGAAUUCAACACACAUCGUCUAACAAAAGGUUAUCAAAUGAAAUUUUUCCUGAGCCACUUGAAAUGCAAGAUGUAGAGCGGCAAGACGAGCAUUAGCAAGCAUGGUGUGUUUGUAUCUGUUCUUCAAAGAUACUGUGCGUUUGACAGUUUGUGUUAAACUUAAACAGUGUCUUUAAUAGCCUUUCAUCAGUAGUGACUAAAGCAAUUGAUUGAGCAGCUGAUUGGAAGAGUUUUCUCUGCUGAGACAGAUGCCAUUAAUGCAUAAUCGAAGUGAUUAUCAUGAAGAAGUUCUACAAACAACGAAAGCAAGAUGUUUUCUGUAAACAAAAAUAUAUAUUCUUCAAGGUUUUUAAAGUUCAAGCUGCAAUUUGUUGCUGCAAAUCGAUUGUUUCUCAUUAGCUCCAUCAGAAUACAUAUUGUCAAAUAUGAAGAGUUCAGAAUUCAGAAUGUUUCACUCCAGUUUGUAUUGCUUAUGGGACUUCUCCCAGCCGAGAGUUAUAAAGUGUUUAUAUUCCUUGUCGGA